This is a messenger RNA of Epinephelus fuscoguttatus (brown-marbled grouper), 6695 nucleotides long. RefSeq names its product interphotoreceptor matrix proteoglycan 2-like. Bases 443 to 5749 code for a protein of 1768 amino acids. Gene Ontology annotation, biological process: visual perception. The record is from RefSeq and is a predicted model, not a curated record. The transcript has 17 exons. NCBI's taxonomy places the organism in Eukaryota, Metazoa, Chordata, Actinopteri, Perciformes, Serranidae.
AUGGAUAACGUUAGGUUAUUUCGAAGGGUGAAAUAUGUAAAGAGAGACAUUUAGCAGUGCCAUCAGUCAAGUUCUGGAAGUUUCUCUUCUUUGUGGAUUUAACGUUAGCCGUUUGGCGAAGAUUUCAAGGACGUUUAAUAACUUAAUUCUUGCCACCAUGACUCUUCUCAAAGCAAAAUGCUCCCACUGUCCCACUGUUCCCGUGGAGAAGAGGAACGCCAGCCUCCAUCAGAUGCACAUCCUGGAGUGUUCAUUAGGAGUGUUUCAGCAGGACUCUCAGGGCCCUAAAUGAUCCAACAUCUCCAUGCAAACUCACCCCGCAACCCAACUGCACCCAUGAGCUCCACCUGAGCUAGAGGACGCCACCAGCCCCCCCUCCCACCUCCCCUCACCCUGCUGGACUUACUUUGACGCGCAUAUUUUUGGGAACUCUUCUUCCACAAUGCCGUGGGAAUUUGGACUUGUACUGCUGUUCGUCCUUGCUCCACAAGCUGCUGGAAUUAAAGGGGGUGGCGUCACGCUAGACUCCCGGGCUGUUGGCUCCCUACGUUUGGCGGAGCUGCUGAAAAUGUCCACGCAAACAGAAGGGUCAGGAUUCGAAGUGGACAGACGUCGACCCAGGAGGUCUGUGUUUCUACACUCUGGAGUGAGAAUCUGCCCCCAAGAGAGCAUCAAUGAAGUGCUCGCCAGCCAUCAGGCGUAUUACCAGCUCAGAGUUUGUCAGGAGGCUGUGUGGGAGGCGUUCAGGAUCUUCUUCGACAGGAUCCCGGGGACGACGGAGUACCAGAAAUGGGUUCACACGUGUCAACACGAGUCGCUGUGCAUCUCCGACCUCGCCAAAAACUUCAGCAGCUCCGAGGAGCACAUGAGCAUGAUUCACAGGAGGAUGAGCAGGAUGAGAGACAGGCGGCCUCCAUCACGAAGAGUAGUGACUCCGGCACCGACGCAGAGGAUCCCCGAGAAAGCAGGUGCAGAGGUUCAGACUAUCGCCCCAUCAGUGGCCACAACGGUUACAGUGAGCACCACCACUGUCCUCCUCAGCCCUGUGAGUGCCUCUCCAAGCCCCGGCCUCGAGCAGACCCAGCCAGCCGAGGAGGUCGAGGAGGACUUAGAGCUUCCUAACGUGGUCCCUGAGAGUCCAGUGCAGCAGAUUGUGGAGUUCACUAUUGACCUGGUGGAUCCGGGUUACAGAGAGCUGCUGGACGAUCCAGACUCCCCUCAAUACAUCGACCUGGCUCACCACCUGCAGGACCAGAUGCAGCAUGUUUUUGACAAACUUCCAGGAUUUAAAGCCAUCCAUGUGCUGGGAAUCAGGCCCGGAGGAAUCUCAGUGCACUACUCUCUCGUCUUUGAGAUUAAUUCACCCAAAAUCACCUCUGAGAAUUCAGAAACGGAGACCGGCACCUCGGAGUCUUCAGUCAACUCUGGCCUCAGGGAAAUGAUGACCAAGGCUUUGCGUGAAGAGGCCUCACUGCCAAUCGAUCUGGACUCUCUUAACUUUGAACCAGAAGCAAUCCUCCUACCAGCACUGACCGCAACCUCCACAGUAGAAGUAGUGAAUGAGUCCGGUGAGCCCGAUUCACAUAACGAGUUAGAAGUUUUCACUGAUGAGCCAGAAGUUGAUAAACCUCGGCUAGUGGCUCCCCUCACACCCAUGGAGAAGGAAAAUGCCCUUGUGACCCUGCUAGAUCCCACGGCUGUCCCAGAUGAUGAGACGACGGCAGUGACUGGUGGGAUGGCGGAGAGCAGCAAUCAUUCCCUGGACUCAGGGGAUAUUACUGAUGAGUCAGAGGCAAUUUAUGUGAGUGAGCCCGAGCCGUCAAAUGAGGAAGAGGAGGUAGAAGAAUUGCCGAUCAUUACACACGAGAUUGAAACCAUUCAUCACGAUGAAACUGGUGAACUUGUGAGAGACUAUAUCCCAACCCCUUCUGUGAUGCUCGAGCUGGAUACAGAUGCUCCAUAUAUCAGUCUGUCUCCCAACUUAAUAUCAGAAGAAGACCUGACUCCCAUCGAUGAGGAAAGUGAGAAUCCUAGUUUAGAUGUUGUUAGUACCACCACACAAAUAUUACUAACUACAAUUCCUGUCGGAGAGGAAGUGUCUGAUGUGGGACUCCCAAUAACAACUCUUUCAGGUUUCACAGACCAGCCGCCCACUGAGCCAAUAGUAAACCUUCAAGAAGAUGAAGAAAUUAAUGCUCUCCCAGAUGAGGAAGUGGCUGAAUUGGGUGUCCCCAAACCAUAUGACCCUGAUGAGGUCUUGGAAACAGUGGCUCAGGGUGUUGAGUUGGAAACUGAGGUUGAUUUGCAAGAACCAGAGAGAGAAUUAGUGGUGGAACAUGAUGAAGAAGAGUUUGAGGCUCUGCAGCCAACACCUGAUCAAACUGAAAUUUAUGAAGCAGAGGAAGGGGAAUUAGAGGUUUUGGAGCCAGAGGAAGAUGUAGUUAAAGAGGAAGAUUUGGCUGAAGUUUCAGAGCCACAGGAAGAGUUAGCUGGAGUCUCUGAGCCAGAGGAAGACGUAGCUGAAGAGGAAGAUGUAGUUGAAGUUUCAGAGCCAGAGGAAGACGUAGAUGAAGAGGAAGAUGUAGCUGAAGAUUUAGAGCCAGGGGAGGAGGUUGCUGAAGUUUCAGAGCCAAAAGAAGACAUAGCUGAAGAGGAAGAAGUAACUGAAGAGGAAGAUGUGGCUGAAGUUUCAGAGCCAGCGGAAAAGGUAGCUGAAGAAGAAGAUUUAGCUGAAGUUUCAGAGUCAGAGGAAGAAGUAGCUGAAGAGAAAGAUGUAGCUGAAGUUUCAGAGCCAGAGGAAGAGGUAGCUGAAGAAGAAGAUGUAGCUGAAGUUUCAGAGCCAGAGGAAGAGGUAGCUGAAGAAGAAGAUGUAGCUGAAGUUUCAGAGCCAGAAGAAGAGGUAGCUGAAGAAAAAGAUGUAGCUGAAGAUUCAGAGCCAGAGGAAGAAGUAGCUGAAGAGGAAGAUGUAGCUGAAGUUUCAGAGCCAGAAACAGUUGCUGAGGAGGAGUAUGUUACCAAAGUUUCAGAGCCAGAAGAAGUAGCUGAACAGGAAGACAUAGCUGAAGUUUCAGGGCCAGAGGAGGAGUCUGUGGUGGAAGAUCAAAAUGAGGUAGCAGCUUCAGAACCAGAAGAAAUAGAGGAGACAGAGCUCCCUGAAAUUUCAGAACCAGUUGAGGUUUCAGAGCCAGAAAAAUAUGAACCAGAGGCAGAAACAGACAGUGGUGCAUUUCAGAUUUUGAAUGAAGGAGUGGAAGUUUUGCAACUAAAUGAGGACAUAGUUGAGGUUACAGGAGAGGUAAAUCGGGAACCAGAAGAAGGUAUAAGUGAGGUGCCAUAUCCACUUCCAGAACCUGCAAAAGAUGACGAGGUUUCAAAACAAGCUACAGAAGUAGAAGACGAUUCAAAACUUGCUGGGGAUGUAGAUGAGGUUUAUGAACAAGAAGAUGAGGUGGUUGAACCCACAGGACCAGAAGAAAUAGUAUUUGAAGUUUCCAAGGAAACAGUACCUGAAGUGUCUGAAUUGGAAGUAGAGUUAGUUAAGGAGGAAUCAGCUGAUGUUUUGAAACCUGUAGAAGGAGAAGAAGAGGUCGCUGAGGUUUUAGAACCAGAGGAUGAGGCUGUAGAAUCGGAAGAGGACGUGGUGGAGAUUUUUGAAGAAGAAGAAGUUAACCAAACUCCAGUGCCAGGUGAAGGUGUGUUUGACGCAUCAGCACCAGCAUCUGAACCAGAAUUAGCACCAAAACAGGAGGGGCAUGAAACUGAAGUGGCAGAACCAGGAGAUGAGGUAGUUGAGGCUGCAGACUCAAAGGAGCCUGUAAAGGAUUCAACUGAAGAAGUGGUAGAGGUUGUAGAGAUAGCUGCAGAACCAGCAGAAGAGUCAGAAGAAGUAGCAGAUGUAACACAACCAGAGGAGGAUGUAAUUGUAAAUGUAAAACCAGAGGAAGUGGUUCCACUACCAGAGAAAGAGCCCGUGGACAUUGCUGAACCACAACCUCCACCAGAGGCUGGAAAAGAGACAGCUGAUGUCUUUGAGCAAGAACAAGAGGAGGUAGUAGAGAAUCCAGCAUCAGAACCAGGAGAAGGCAUAGAUCAUGUUACACCAGGUACAAAAGAGUUACCUGGGCUUUCAGAGCCAGAAUCAAAAGAGGAAGUAGUAGUUGAUGUCCCAGAACCAGAAGAGGAAGGAGUUGAUGUCCCAGAGCCAAAUCCAGAAGAGGGGAUAGUUGAGGAACUAGAACCAGAAGAUGAUGUUACUGAACCGCCAGCUGAAUCAGUUAAAAUCUUUUACCCCUUGGACGGCAGGGAAAAUCUUCACUUCAGAGAGGAUACUUCUCAGGUUGUUGAAGAUAACGAGUUUCUUCCACCAGUCAAACCGGACUAUCACCGGCCACAUGAGGAAGAUAACUUAGCCAUCAUACCAGCAGACAUCCAACCUUCUGAUGAAGAUGUAGGUGAACCUGAGCAUGAAUAUCCCAUUAUUGAGGAUGUUGAAAGCGUAGACACACAAGUGGACAGUGACACUGGGGCCGCCCCAUCUACAGAAAUGUCAAAUAGUGAUCCACAGUUUGAAACUGCUUUUGAUGCUGCAGAGGUGACAGCUCCAGACAACCACGACACAUCAGAGGGCACCAAAGUCACAGAAGACUUGCUGCAGGAGACACAACAAAGUGAUUUAUUCCCAGAGAGAGACAUCAGUGUAACGGCAGCACCAGUUUCAGACGUCCUCCCUACACCUCCGGCAACUUCUAUUGCUGUGUCUGAAGUGUCCGCACCCAUUCCGACUAUAGACUCCGGACUCUUUGAGGUAGCAGAGGAAUCUGUAAUCCCCUUGGCUCCUGAGUCUUCAGAGGAUGAUGGCUCAGAGCCAGAGGCGGAAUCAGAGUCGUCUGUCAUUAUUAUCGAUGAAGACUUGGAAGGGGCAGUGCCUAAAGGAGGUGAAAGCCAAACCAGCCCACCUUCAGUGACAGAAGAUGCCAUUGAUGAGGUUGUAAGGGACCUGGCUGUGGAGCUGGAUCAAAUGGAUGUAGUAGCCACAGAGGCAAACGAGCUGCCAGAGGAGGGGAGUGGCUUCACACCUGUGGGUGAGCGACAUACCACCAUCAGUGUCACAGCCCCACCUCCAAUGAGAUACGUGACCACACCCUACAUGACCACAGCCAGCCAAGGCAGAGAGCUGGUGGUGUUCUUCAGCCUGCGUGUCACCAACAUGAACUUCUCUGCGGACCUCUUCAACAAGACGUCUUUAGAGUACAGAACCCUGGAGAAUGCCUUCUUAGACAUGCUCAUGCCGUACUUGCAGGCAAACCUGACAGGCUUCAAAAAACUGGAGAUUCUUAACUUCAGGAAGGGCAGCGUGGUUGUCAACAGCAAAAUGAAGUUUGCAAAGUCGGUGCCGUACAACAUCACCAGGGCCGUCCACUGCGUCCUGGAGGAGUUCUGCUCCGCCGCCUAUAAGAACCUGCACAUCCAGAUUGACACCCACUCUCUGGAUGUUGAACCAGCUGAUCAGGCGGACCCCUGCAAGUUCCAGGCCUGUGAUGAGUUCGCUCGCUGCGUGGUGAACAGCCGGACGAGGGAGGCUCAGUGUCUGUGUGAACCAGGCUUCCUGUCGGUGGAUGGUCUGCCCUGUCAGAGUCUGUGUGUUCUGCAGCCUGACUACUGCCAAGGAGGGGACUGUCACAUACUCCCUGGACACGGAGCUGUGUGCAGAUACAAAGACAGCUACUCUCUCCCAGGCCUGGCCAGUUAAGAAAAAAUAUCAGAUUGGACGUCACCUGAGAAUACUACAAAAGACUUGAUGAAACAGGACUUGGCAGUAGGACCUCCAGACUCAUUGCGGCCUCACAGUUAAAAAUCAGUGACAAUACAGAGCUGAAGAGCUUUCAUGACAAACUGUUCGCCUCCAAACUCUGCAGAGCUUCAAGCUUCAUAUCAGAGGACGAUCUCCUUUCAGGGUAAACAGACAUUAAAGCCACUGUGGAAUACUGUCAGAUGGCCGUCGUCUGCAGCCACGAGCAGCAGGAUGACAAAAAAGGAGGUCAGCACACGACUCUGCAGCAUCAAUAGGGUGGAUAUUGAUCACCCUGGACUAUUUUUGCACACAUCAGCUGACUCUGUUUGUAUUUGUGUAGCAAAUAGUUUAAGAAUACAUAGGAUCUGCUGCAAAAAGCUCUUAAAUUUGGAAACUAAAAAAAGGAACCUCGGACCAGGGAUCUGUAUUUUUGUAUUUGUUUAGCUCAAUUAACACUGUAAAGACCUUCAGUACUGGAUGCCCACAUCAUUUCACAGCUUAAUACAAACAUUCAUGACCCUGUUGUAAACCUGAACCUCAUAAGCUUGGAAUGAAGAUCAGGAUCACUGUGGACAAGUUUCAGUAGUGACAAACAGGAGAAUGCAGGUGAUUUACUGGCCAUCUACACCCAUGGUUUCCAACCUUCUUUUUAGGUUAUGACCCUUUUUAAAAUCAAGCGAUAUUUGAAGCUGGUUGUAGUUCCAAGGUGAUAGCUAAAUUUUUGAUCUGUAACAUGAUCACCUUUUUGUCAUGUACAGUUCAUGUAAAUCUAUCUACAGAUUGCUGCUUUUGGGGGAAAACACACCAAACUGUAACUUGGACUUUUCUUAUUUUAAAUGUUUGUCAUCUAAAUGUUGGGUUUCACAUUUAAUAGUUGAAAAUACAAACUGUGCUGAAUAAGAAA